UCUCUUCGUCAUGGCAACACUGGAGACGCGUUCGGAGAUGAAGGCCUGGCAAGUCCUGGCACCGCGUUGAUCCAGAGCCUGGGGGAGAGCGGGGAUUAGCCGCUUACUAGCUGCUGGGACAGAGCGUGGUAUUGGAGGCUCAGUAUCCGUGCACAGGCCCGAGUAAUAGUCACCCUGCUGUUUGGGACAUAUUGAUUCUGUGCAUGCUGAUAGAAACACCUAGUGUAAAAUGUUCAAGGCAAAAGUGCUUAUUGUUGGACCCAGUGAGUGUGGCAAAACAGUUUUAGCUAAUUUCUUGGCAGAUGCUACCGAAAGUAUAGGUGGAGAAUACAACCCAACUCAAGGUGUUAGAAUUCUAGAAUUCGACUGUCCAAGUGUAAAUGAGAAAAAAGGCCCUGGUUGUGAAGUUGAACUAUGGGACUGUGGAGGAGAUCACAAGUUUGAAAGUUGCUGGCCAGCCUUAAUGAAGGAUUCCCAUGGGGUAAUUAUUGUUUUUAAUCCUGACAUUCCAAGUCACCUUAAGGAGAUUGACAUGUGGCACAGCACCUUUAUACAGAAGCAACGAUUGCAGGAAAAUCAGUGCCUCCUAAUUGCUCACCACAAGCCUGGAUCAGGUGAUGAUGGAGAACGCCCAGAUUUAUCCUCUGCACUUUCCAGAUUGACACUUGCACAUUCCAACCUUGAGGAAGACCCUGAAGAUUUAAGAAUGGAAUUUAUCAAAUUUCUAAGAAGUGUUGUAAGUUCAUUAUCGGAAAGCAGAGACAUAGAAGAGAUGUCCAUUAUUACCUAAUCCUGCAGUGACUACCGCUAAAUUAUGCCGGGUGUUAACAUCAGGCUGGUUUUAGAUUGAGCAUAACCAAUUACUGGAAAAGAAACUGAUAACAGCAGUUUUGUAACGAUGGAAAAAAGCCCAACAUGCAAUUUCUCAAAAUAACAUGUCAGAUGUUUAUGUAAAUAUGUUAUUUUUCAAUCAUGUGUUUUUUUUCUUACAGGACAUGUUUGGUUUUCAAAUUAAGAGAUGUGUGUUGUAAUUAAAAAUAAGCACUGUAUAACAUGCAAAGUUCUUACAAAAAUAAUAAAUUAUU
Pelobates fuscus (common spadefoot toad) is the source of this 1085-nucleotide messenger RNA. RefSeq names its product intraflagellar transport 22 (gene IFT22). Gene Ontology annotation, molecular function: GTPase activity. Gene Ontology annotation, cellular component: endomembrane system. Lineage: Eukaryota; Metazoa; Chordata; Amphibia; Anura; Pelobatidae. Bases 230 to 790 code for a protein of 186 amino acids. The transcript has 5 exons. Gene Ontology annotation, biological process: intracellular protein transport. The record is from RefSeq and is a predicted model, not a curated record.